This is a messenger RNA of Nothobranchius furzeri (turquoise killifish), 1415 nucleotides long. RefSeq names its product G-rich RNA sequence binding factor 1 (gene grsf1). Gene Ontology annotation, cellular component: ribonucleoprotein complex. The record is from RefSeq and is a predicted model, not a curated record. Gene Ontology annotation, molecular function: RNA binding. Lineage: Eukaryota; Metazoa; Chordata; Actinopteri; Cyprinodontiformes; Nothobranchiidae.
ACCAGAAACGAAUUUGCCCUUGUCGCUGUCCCACGUGACAACGCUAACUAUCGUUGUUAGCUAGUAGCUGGUGUGGUUGGACCGGUCUCAGACUCAUUGGAACUUGUACUUUAUCGUUUACUUUUCGGAAUUAAAAUGUCCGGAAACUGUAAAGGUUUGUUGUUUUUAUUGCAGCGGUGUGUCGCAGUUAGACCUUCAGGUCCAGCUGCGAUCAUAAGACGCAGCGUGUCGUCGAACCCGUGGAGCUUCAUCCAGCAGCACAGGUGGACCUCAGGAGGUCCGCAGAGACUCUGUCCGCUCCAGUCCGCCGUGAGAAGCAACCAUCACCGCUUCUCUACCCAGGCCGGACCCCCUUGUGAGGAUGAAUACCCACCAUUGCCAGCCUAUCAGCUGGAUUCAGAACCAGAGACCAAAGAAGUGUACCUCGUACAGGUGAAGGGCCUCCCCUGGUCGUGCACAGCGCAAGACCUUCUGCAGUUCUUCUCUGAUUGUAGGAUCCAUGCAGGUGAAAAAGGCAUCCACCUGAUUGAGGACCGACCGGGGCGGCCAUCGGGUCGAGCCUUUAUUGAGAUGGAACAUGAGCAGGAUGUUGUCAGAGCUUUGGGGAAGCACAGACAAUACCUCGGUUCACGUUACGUUGAAGUUUUUGAAGUAACAGACAGCGAUGCUGAAGCCAUCCUAAAGAAACCGUCAGGCACCCGAGCAGACGACGCCGUGGUUCUGCUCAGAGGACUCCCUUUCUCCUGCAAGGAGGAUGACAUCAUCAACUUUUUUUCGGGUCUGGAUAUUGCCGAGGGUGGGAUCACCAUUGUUGCAGACAACAGAGGAAAAAACUCUGGCGACGCUUUUGUGCAGUUUUCCUCUGUGGAAGAAGCCAACAAAGCUCUGCAGAGGGACAGAGAGUUCAUCGGACACAGAUACAUCGAGGUGUUUCCCAGCAGCAGAAGCCAGAUUCACUCGAGUUGGAGGAUGAGGGGGAGUUUAAAUUCAUCUCAGCAGGACAGGAGAACAAUUUCUCCUCCACAAACCAACACCAAAGCUGUUCCCCCUGAGAUGUCAGAUGUUCCCAAUCAUUAUCUCCACUUAAGAGGACUUCCUUUCCAGGUGUCUGGAGAAGACAUUGUGAAGUUCUUCUCUCCUCUGAAAGUAUCAAAGAUCCUGCUUGAGUGUGGGCCUGACGGGAGGCUGAGCGGAGAGGCCGACGUUUUCUUCAGCAGCCACGAGGACGCCGUCACAGCCAUGUCCAGGGACCGCUUAAAGAUAGGUCAUCGAUACAUCGAGUUGUUCCUGAACUCGGGUUCAGAUUUGAACUGAACCAACUAAACACAAGCAGGUCAACGUUGACACAGACGCCUAAUGGAUAUGGGAAGAUCAUAUUUAUUCUUCAAAUGGUAAAAUAAACCAUCUGCCAAACC